This is a messenger RNA of Phytophthora nicotianae INRA-310, 2225 nucleotides long. RefSeq lists its product as hypothetical. The transcript has 7 exons. Gene Ontology annotation, biological process: phosphatidylinositol dephosphorylation. The coding region runs from base 16 to 2157 and encodes 713 amino acids. The record is from RefSeq and is a predicted model, not a curated record. Gene Ontology annotation, molecular function: phosphatase activity. NCBI's taxonomy places the organism in Eukaryota, Oomycota, Peronosporomycetes, Peronosporales, Peronosporaceae.
CUGUGCACGACUGUUAUGACUUCAGCCAUUUGCCGUUGUACCACUUCUAGUGAGGCGACUUCGCGAAACUGGUGCCCAAACUCGAUGGAAGACAAGCAAGACGUUGUAGUUGCCCGCGAAGCUGCCGCGAGGUCAAAGUCCAUGCUGCCUCGAGUCCAAGUCGAGGACAUCCAAUUCGAGAUUGACCAUGAGGUUCCACCACGUAGACAAACUAUCAGCACUCAGCUACCUCCGUCUUCAGCAGCAGGGGGCCGGAAGGGCUUCAGCAACAGCAUGAGCACGGGCACCCCUCUAAAAAUUCUCAUUGCUUCCUGGAACGUCGGUAAUACCAUGCCGCCCAAAGACUCCAAACUAUUAAACGAAUGGAUUCCAGAGGGUGGUGGCGACUUUGAUGUCAUCGCAUUGGGGUUACAGGAAAGCACCUACAAGAGUGAAAAGAUUUCCGAGAACUUGGUGAGAGCGGAUAGUUUGCACACGUCGAAUGCCAAAGCCGAUGAACAAGACGUAGAGGAAAACGAGACAGACCCUCCUACGCUGAAUAGCGUCCUCGAUGCUACUGAGGUCGACGAUGUUGAGGAAGAAGACGAAAUGGAGGAAGAGGAAAGCGAGACAAAAACUGAUUACCCGGGAGAUAAAACAAAGAGACGUGGCUCAUUGGACUUAUCAAGCACCGAUGAAAACAGUAGCCCCAGCAGUGAGGCAAUGCGCACUGCUCGUGUCGGGUCUACGGAAACGAGCAAUUCUAGCACAAUUGAUGCCAGCAAGUCUUCGGAUGUAAUUGUGAAGCGGUCUCGUACCAAGAAGUCUAUGCGCAAGAUGACCAGGAUGGUGCGACAGUUAAGCAGCAAUCUGCGCGACACAAUGGGAGAUACCCACGACUAUCCAUUCAGCAAACAGAUUUAUCUGCAUCUUGGUGAUAGCUACGUUCUAGCAGGAAAAGUAGAAUUGAUGGAGAUGCGGUUGUUCGUCUACGUUCACGAACGCAACAACGUUUGUGAUGUGGAAAAGCUAGCAGUUCCCACGGGCUUGGGUAGCGUCAUCGGAAACAAGGGUGGUCUGAUAUUCAAGUGUGUCGUCGAGAACACCUCACUCUGUUUUGCUAGUUGCCACCUGGCUGCACACCAAGACCAAAAAUUCCUCGACAAGCGCAACAGCGACUGCGCUACCAUCCUUGGUGCUCAAUUCGGGCAAAAGAAUGUGUCAAUCGAUCACCAGUUCGACCACUGCUUCUGGUUUGGUGAUCUGAACUACCGCCUGGAUUUGAGCUACUCGGCUCCUCGCCAACGCAACCACGAAAAGCACUGCGCCGAGGUCAUGACACUUGUACGAGCCAAGAAGUGGGUUACAUUGAACCAAAACGAUCAACUGAAGCAUCAAGUUGAAGACAAGAAGGCGCUAACAGGAUGGGAACUACCGCCGGCGCUUUUCCCACCAACGUUCAAGAGAGUGCGGCACACUCUCGACGAAUACUUGCUAGAGCGCGUACCCUCAUACUGCGAUCGCGUUCUGUACAAAUCGCUGCCUGGAUUGCGUGGCAAUCUGAAGCUGCAGCGGUUCUCCUGUUUUGAAGCAAUUGCUACCAGCGACCACAAACCCGUGGCGGCGGCAUUCCAGGUCGGCCAAACACCACACAUCAACUCAGGUUCAACGGAAAAUUCAACGCUUGUCGAAAUCUCCGACCUUACCGGCAAAAGCCUCCUUGGGCUCGACCUAGCUGGUCUUAGUGACCCGUACGUCAAGUUCUACUCCACCCCUAGUAACGCGGUUCAAGUAGACGCGAGUGGAAGCCAUCCGAGUACGGCAACGAUCUCGAACACUUGUUCGCCAAAGUGGCGAGACGAUCAGGUCCCCAAGCUACACGUACUGUGCGAUAACGAGCGCGACGUGAAACACGUUCAUUUGACCCUAGUCGUCAUGGACUAUGACGCCACCUCGAAAGACGACUUGAUGGGUGUUGCAUCGGUGUCUUUGGAUAAAUUCUGCCAGAGUCGACCGCGCUUCAUUCCGUUCGAAGUCCCAGUUGUCCUUAACGGAAAAGCUGCAGGCACCCUCACAGGAAAAAUUCGCAUCACACUUCCUGGUCAAGACACCCCACUUCCAGAAGAAACAGGACCACAACUGAUUCGAGUGGCAGGAUGUCACUGCACCCUGUCCUAAGAAGUUAUAACAUCACCAAAAGUGAAGCAAAAUAACAUUCAAAAACAAAACUAUUUGCAAUACUCUCA